This is a messenger RNA of Aspergillus costaricaensis CBS 115574, 471 nucleotides long. RefSeq lists its product as uncharacterized. The record is from RefSeq and is a predicted model, not a curated record. NCBI's taxonomy places the organism in Eukaryota, Fungi, Ascomycota, Eurotiomycetes, Eurotiales, Aspergillaceae. The transcript has 6 exons. The coding region runs from base 1 to 471 and encodes 156 amino acids.
AUGACUAAGACGGCCGAGGAGAGUUGCGAAGUGUAUCACGAUUUGGGUCCGGCCAUCCAUCCAUCCAUCCACCCAUCCAUCCAUCCACCCAUCCAUCCUUUACCCAUGCAUGCACCGUACAAAGGGCCAUGGCACGGCUGCGUCAUCGAGAAGUCUCAGCAGACCGACUUGACUAGUUACCAACACGUACUUCGUAGUAUCUAUCCGACAGGGAGGACAGGGAAGUCAAUCAGAAUGCAGGCAACGGGCGGCACCUUGGCUGGUAUGGUAUGUUUAGCCCCAGACUUCCCAUGGGGCUCUCACACGGGCCUUACUACUUUUCGGCAUGUCCCAGGCAAGUCAAAAGUCAAGUCAGUCACUUCAAUCCAAGUCAAUCACUCGGUCACUCCCUACUCAAUUCGGCUUGGAAGAGAGGGAGCUGAGGGGGGGGGGCAUGAAGAGGGCCCGGCCAUUUUCUGGUUCCUUCUUUAA